Aegilops tauschii subsp. strangulata is the source of this 1326-nucleotide messenger RNA. RefSeq names its product F-box protein At5g49610-like. Gene Ontology annotation, molecular function: protein binding. The record is from RefSeq and is a predicted model, not a curated record. Lineage: Eukaryota; Viridiplantae; Streptophyta; Magnoliopsida; Poales; Poaceae.
AUGAGUAGCAGCAAGAGGAUGAUGGCCGAUGUAUCCGGCGGUGGUUGGCUCCCGGACGAGAUGAUCAUGGAGGUGCUGCUGCGGCUCCCCGCCAAAUCCCUCCUCCGCUUCCGGGCCGUCUGCCGCUCCUGGGCGGCGCUCUUCUCCACGGAGCAGUUCCGCGGCCUCCACAUGGCGACCCCCAAGGCAGCGCCGCCCAAGCUGCUCUUCGUCUCGCCCACAGCAACGUCCGACUCCUCGACGGAGGUGUGCUCAGUCUCCCUGUCAGCAGGCCCCGAAGAUGACCUGAAGCUCUUCACCCUCGACUCUGCCUGCGGCGACUCGAUGCAGCUGCUCAUGCCGGCACCCUGCCAUGGCCUCAACCUUCUGUUCGACGCCGUCGCGCCGGCCUACUACAUCUGCAACGCGGCCACACGAGCCGUCACACGUCUCCCACCUUUCCCUCGCGGGUUCAGGCAUGCAUCUGCCGGGCUGGGGUUUGAUGCCCGGACAAGAAGGUACAAGGUGGUCAGGCUAAUCGGAGGGACACACGAUGACAUCGAGUCCGUCAGGUGUGAGGUGUACACACAUGGAGACCACGUAGGUGGUGGUUCUCCUAUGGAUAGCUGGAGGCCGCCCGCCGGCGGAGGAGUGCCCCUUGGAUUGCGCAGGUUCGCGGGUGCUGCUGUUAGUGAUGCACAAUUUCACAAUCUACCGCCUGUGUUUGCAAACGGCUCCCUACACUGGUCGCUCCACCCUCUCUCCUCCAAAAGGCCAAGGGCUGCUGUGAUAUCAUUUUCUCUUGCAGACGAAACCUUCAGUUUCAUCGGACCGCCGCCGUUCUGGACAUCGCCCGCACCCUUAUUGGCAUCAGAUCCAGAGAGCAUCCCCUAUCGCAACGCGGAAUUAGAAGGGCAUCUUGUGCAGAUGGAUAACCAACUAUGUAUGGUCCGAGACCUUCGAUAUGAUGGUAAUACCGGUGGUUGCAUUUUGGAGAUCUGGAAAUUGUCGGACCGUAGCUCCGGUGCUUGGUCACUGUAUCAUGCCGUUCAUUUGUUCGGGCGUGUGGCGAGAGAUCUAUGUCGGCCGGAGGUUAUGAGAGUUAUCGGUUCCACUAGCGGCAAUGGCAGGUUAGGGAAGAAGAUAAUCAUCAUUACUAGCGAGCACAUAAUGUACGAUGAGUUUCGGAAGAAGGCUCACACCUAUGACCUUAGCUCUGAAUCUCUAGAGACCAUUCUUUCAAUCGAGGAGACACACGCAUCACUUGAAGGCGUCACUCCAAGUUCAAGAUUUAGUUUAUUUGAAGAGAGCCUUGCUCCAGUGCAUCGAUUUGCUGAGCAUGCUUGA